Chrysemys picta bellii (western painted turtle) is the source of this 5727-nucleotide messenger RNA. It is a transcript of the gene FARP1, whose product is annotated as FERM, ARH/RhoGEF and pleckstrin domain protein 1. NCBI's taxonomy places the organism in Eukaryota, Metazoa, Chordata, Testudines, Emydidae. The record is from RefSeq and is a predicted model, not a curated record. Gene Ontology annotation, cellular component: cytoskeleton. Gene Ontology annotation, molecular function: guanyl-nucleotide exchange factor activity; cytoskeletal protein binding.
UUUGGACUCUAGAGCGUCCAGCUGCUCAGGAACCAGCUGAGCCCGCCAAUAGCAGGCGGGCGGCAAGAGGCAGCUGCCGCCGGGCGCUGAGGGCUCCGGGCUGCCGCGCCAGGGGCGGAGAGGAGCGGCGGUGGCAGGCAGGGCGCGCUGCUGAACGCUGGAGGGGGCUCUCGGCCGCCUCCUCCUCCUCCUCCUCCAGCCGGCGGCUCCCUCUCUCCACUUCCCCCUCCGGGAGGGGGCAGGUUUAGGGGAGGGGUAGCGGCAGCAGCGAGCGGCGUCCAGUUCCCGCUUCCCCCGGUCCGUAGGAGGCAGCGGAGCUCCGGUCCCUCCCGCUCCCCCGCGCCCGGCCGCCGCCGCCCUCUCAGUGCCGAGCCAGCCAGGCGGACAUGGCGCCCCUGAUUCAGCUGUCCCCCUGCUGCCCUGCCCCCGCCGCCUCCCCGCGGAGCCUUUAAUGGCUCGGACCUUCGGCGGCCGAGCCCGACUCCUCCUGCGCCAGCCAGAGGGAGCCUAGCGAGCGGGAGCCGAGCAGCCCCAACGCCGCGCACGACUUAAGAAACGUGUUUUUUGAAACAUGGGUGAAACGGAACAGAGACCAACAGCUGGAUCCCGGUUAGGAGCUCAGGAAAAUGCUGGGAUCAGUACAUUGGAACAUGGACAGAAACUGCCUAUGACACCUCCAGGAAAACUUAUCUCCAUCAAAAUCCAGAUGCUGGAUGAUACCCAGGAAGUUUUUGAUGUUCCGCAAAGAGCUCCAGGGAAAGUUUUGUUGGAUGCCGUUUGCAACCAUCUGAACCUUGUUGAAGGUGAUUAUUUUGGCCUUGAGUUUCCGGAUCAUAAAAAGAUCAUGGUGUGGCUGGACCUUUUGAAACCUAUUAUGAAACAGAUUAGAAGACCUAAGCAUGUUGUCGUAAAAUUUGUGGUGAAAUUCUUUCCACCAGAUCAUGCUCAGCUGCAAGAAGAACUGACAAGGUACCUGUUUGCAUUGCAAGUGAAGCAAGACCUGGUACAAGGCAGGCUAACAUGUAAUGACACCAGUGCUGCACUCUUAAUCUCACACAUAGUACAGUCUGAGAUUGGGGAUUUUGAUGAAACCAUAGAUCGUGAACACUUAGCGAAGAACAAGUAUAUACCUCAACAAGAAACACUAGAAGACAAAAUCAUGGAAUUUCACCGCAAUCAUAUUGGACAGACACCAGCAGAAUCAGAUUUCCAACUACUAGAGAUUGCUCGUCGGUUGGAGAUGUAUGGAAUCCGGUUGCAUCCAGCAAAGGACAGGGAAGGGACGAAGAUCAACCUGGCAGUUGCCAACACAGGCAUUCUAGUUUUUCAGGGUCACACCAAGAUCAAUGCCUUCAACUGGGCUAAGGUUCGAAAGCUGAGCUUCAAGAGGAAGCGUUUUCUUAUCAAGCUACGGCCUGAUGUGAAUAAUUCAUUCCAGGACACCUUGGAAUUCCUGAUGGCCAGUCGGGAUUUUUGCAAGUCUUUCUGGAAGAUCUGUGUAGAACACCAUGCCUUUUUCAGACUCUUUGAGGAGCCCAAACCAAAGCCUAAACCUGUUCUUUUUACUAGAGGUUCAUCAUUUAGGUUCAGUGGCCGGACUCAGAAGCAGGUUCUUGACUAUGUUAAAGAAGGAGGACACAAGAAAGUGCAGUUUGAAAGGAAACACAGCAAGAUUCGUUCCAUCAGGAGUCUGACUACACAACCUUCAGAACAGCAUUCAGAGGUGCCAAAACAAAGCUGUAGCUUUACAUUUGGAGAUGAUGCAGAUUCCCCAGUGGUGCAGAGCUGCUGGCAAGGGAAGGAACUGAAAGCUUCAACGGAAGAUGUUGGACAGCGCAGGAGCCCUUCCCUGAAGAAGAGCCCUAAGGAAGGUGGAAAGGUGGAUGGAGCGGUGAUGGUGACAAUGGAGGAAGAAGAGGAGGUCGUUAAGGAUAGGACACAGAAGAAUAGAUCUCAGUCGCAACAACCAAGCACAGGUUCUCUGACUGGCAGCCCUCACCUUUCAGAGCUCUCAAUCAAUUCUCAAGGAGCGCCAGUGGUGGCAAAUAUGUCAUUAUCUCCAAACUUGAGCCCUGAUGCCAAGCAGUCUUCUCCACUGAUCAGCCCAUUGAUGAAUGACCCAUCAUAUAUCAGGACUGAUGAUGAGGAAGAGGUCAGGAGAAAGAAAUUUCCAACUGACAAAGCUUACUUCAUUGCUAAAGAAGUAUCGACCACAGAGCGAACUUACCUGAAGGACCUUGAAGUCAUUACAUCGUGGUUUCAGAGCACAGUGAGUAAAGAUGACUAUAUGCCAGAAACACUGAAGAAUUUCCUCUUCUCCAACUUUGAACCUUUGCACAAAUUUCACACCACUUUUCUAAAGGAAAUUGAGCAGAGACUUGCUCUGUGGGAAGGCCGCUCCAAUGCUCACAUUAAAGGAGAUUACCAAAGAAUUGGUGAUGUUAUGCUAAAGAACAUUCAGAGUAUGAAGCAACUGACAGUUCACCUGCGGAAACACAAUGAAGUUUUGAUGGAGUUGGAGAAUGGGAUCAAGAACUCUCGCAAGCUGGAGAACUUGUGCAGGGAUUUUGAGUUACAGAAAGUCUGCUACCUGCCCCUCAAUACCUUCCUACUCCGGCCUUUGCACCGGCUCAUGCACUAUAAACAGAUAAUGGAAAGGCUCUGCAAACACUACCCACCAAAUCAUGUGGACUUCAGAGACUCCAGAGCUGCUCUGGCUGAGAUUUCUGAAAUGGUGGUUCAGCUCCAUGGUAGUAUGAUAAAGAUGGAGAACUUCCAGAAGCUGCAUGAACUCAAGAAAGAUUUGAUAGGCAUUGAUAAUCUGGCAAUCCCAGGAAGGGAGUUCAUUAGACUGGGCAGUCUUAGUAAGUUGUCUGGAAAGGGUUUACAGCAGCGGAUGUUCUUCCUGUUUAAUGAUGUUUUGUUGUACACAAGUAGAGGCCUGACAGCAUCAAAUCAAUUUAAAGUCCAUGGACAGCUCCCACUGUAUGGCAUGACAAUAGAGGAAAGUGAAGAGGAGUGGGGAGUUCCUCACUGUCUUACACUACGAGGUCAACAUCAGUCCAUCAUUGUUGCUGCAAGUACCCGUGCUGAAAUGGACAAGUGGACUGAGGACAUACAGAUGGCGAUAGAUCUGGCAGAGAAAAGCAGUGGUCCCACCCCUGAAUUACUGGCUAGUAGUCCACCUGACAAUAAGUCUCCUGAUGAAACUACUGUAGACCAGGAAUCAGAGGACGAUCUCAGUGCAUCCCGCACCUCACUUGAACGUCAGUCCCCACACCGUGGCAACACUACGGUGCACGUCUGCUGGCACAGAAAUACCAGCGUUUCAAUGAUCGACUUUAGUAUUGCUGUGGAGAAUCAGCUCUCUGGAAACCUGUUAAGAAAAUUCAAGAACAGCAAUGGGUGGCAGAAGCUCUGGGUGGUAUUCACCAACUUCUGUAUGUUCUUCUACAAAUCGCACCAGGACAAUCAUCCUUUAGCCAGUCUUCCUCUCCUGGGGUAUUCACUUACCAUUCCUUCUGAAUCUGAGAACAUUCACAAAGAUUAUGUUUUCAAGUUACAUUUCAAAUCCCACGUGUACUACUUCAGGGCUGAAAGUGAAUACACAUUUGAAAGAUGGAUGGAAGUGAUCCGAAGUGCCACCAGCUCUGCCUCACGCACCCGUGUUCUAAGUCAUAAAGAGUCUCAUGUGUAUUGAUGGCUAAACACGCACCAAGUUGACCGUUCUAGCAGUUGCUGCUUUUCUAGAGGACAUUUGAAUAUAUUUUCUUCCUUAAAAUUUAGUAGAACUCUUUAAAAACAGCACCACAAAUGGUUUUGCUGCAACUUUGAUUGCCUCAGCAAAACUGUUUAACCUUAAGUCUUUCACACUUUCCAACUAGUUUCAUGUCCUGUAUUUUUUGUCAUUCUGUGUGCUGUUUUUUAGCUUGUGCCAGUAUUAAAAUAUUGUCCUUAUUCGAGUGCCAAAUGCCAAAAGACAUUUCCUUGCCUCAGAGAUUGCACCUGAAAAACAGUGCAAACUAAUUUGUAACUUCACAGUCUCUAGUGAGGCAAAUGCUAUUUCUUCUCUUUUCAUAAACUUUUUUUUAACAUGACUAUCUGUAGACUGCUGGAUUUUCACAGUAUACACUAUAAAGAUACACAGUAUAACAGCAGUGAGGUAAUUUUCAGAUUUAAUUUUUCAAUCUUUCUACAUACUAUUCAAGGAAUUACUAAUUUUCUAUCUUAAACAGUUUACAAUCUCAUUUCAUUUUGGGGUUACAUAUACAUAUAGUAUAAAUGAACUAUAGGAUUUAUCUUGCCUUUUUCUGGGUGCAAGUUGACCAAAAUUGUGUGUCUGUUAGUUUUGAACAGGGAAUACUACUUGCAAGAUGACUAGUUUUAAAAAUGAUUGGUGCAAUAUUAUUUGGGCUAUUAAUGUACUGUGAAUGGUGUGUACAAGGAGAAAUUAAAGGCUGCUGUGGUGUUUUGCCGUUUGUUUUACAAACUUGACAAAACCUGUAUGCUGUAAGAACCACAGCUAUUUGUGACUGAGUAAACUGAAGAGUGUUUUUGGUAAUUAAAGUGGACUCAAACACUAUAAACUGAUGGUACUACUUUCCCAAGCUUUCAUGAUGACUGCAUCUGAGUGCAACUGUUUCAUUUUUCACGGAGGAGUUGUAGUGGUCUACAAACUUUUUUGAAACUCUACUCCCUCUAGAGUGGUACUACUAACAGCUCAACAGAUGAUGACUGUUAUAUAUAGAGGGUGAAAGCUAUACAAAGCAGCUGAGACAUUUACUCCAUUUGGCAUAAUUAUCUACGUAUUUUAUCUAACAGCAUUUUUGGAUCAUCCAUUGGUCCAAUCAGAAUUUCAAGAAUUUGUCAGGAAUCACUCUACAGUGAUCAGUCAAUUUUCUUUGUUGUUUAUAUUAUAAAUGUAGGUUCAACCUACUAAACACACAGCUCUAUCCCAGUUAAGGGCUCCUUUCGGGGAACAAUGCAUGAAGCCAAGGGGGCUUGGAUAAAUACAGGAACCACAAAGAAAGGAGUGGGGAUUAUUCUACCACAAUUUUUUUUAUUGUGUAGCUACUGGAUUUGUUAAUCACUUGUCCUUACACUAUGUAUAAAAUGGUUUAAGUAUUGCUCACAACAAAAGGGAAUAAAAUACCUCACAACACAAUCACGCAUACUGCAAUUUCAAGGCAAAACUUUGUCAUUUGUCUUUUUUUUUUUCUAAAAACUUCAGUGAUCUUUUAGUGCUCCCAAGAAGUAUCAAAUUGCUUCAGGUUAAUGCUGAAAAGUUAUUUAGAUUUAAUUUGUACACCCAUGCGAACAUUUUCCAAAAUAAGAGACUAACAGUCUUCUAAAUCCUUAUUAUAUACACAACUGGGUCCUUCUGAAAAUCCCACCCAAGUGACUUCAAACUACUAGCCCUGAUUAAGGAGAAUAGUGUGGUUGAAUGAUUUCAGCUUUCCGGAUUUAUAGCAGAAGGCAGUGUUAGUUGCAAAUAUAGCACUAGCUAGUUGUUUAUCUGUUUUGUGUGAGAGUCUGUGGUGGUCUCACUGCCUGGACUUGUCUUUUUUGGCAUAAAUUUCUUAGGAAACUAGAGAUUUUUUCUAUUUGUUAGCAGACAUUCAGAUAAAGAAAUAAGUUCAAAUAAUCCUCUUUCUUUACUUUCUAUUUUAUAAUCUUACAUUUCUAAGGAGCUAGUACUAUGUAAAUAAAAUUGUGAUUUAAAGUUUA